GGCGGGUCUUCCCUGUCGGUAUCCUGGAGAAGCCGCCAUGACUCCAUGAUAUUCGCCGCUCCGCUUCGGGAGAAAGGUCGAGGCAGCUCGGCCCACGGGUAUGGAUGCUGUUCCUGGUUCUUCUACUGAACACCAAGACUCUGAUAACGAUUCUGACACAGAGAGCAAAGUAGAUCCAGAUACCCAGGCCCAGGAAUACUUUGAACGUGUUCUUGGAUCUUCAAGUCAGUCUAGUCAGGCAUCCCAGUGCCUUCCUCCCACAUCUCUCUCAGUAUGUGAUAGGGCCCAAGUAUCAGAUAACAGGUCUCCUCCUCUGGAACUGAAAAAGUCUCCUGUUACUGAUGAUACAGCUUCAGGGCUGUUAUCCCUUCCUCUGGAGCUGAUCUUGGAGAUCUGUUCCUACCUGCAGCCCAGAUUUGUCCUGGGUGUCCUUCCUUUGGUCUGCAAGACACUGAGGGACAUUCUGCAGGAUGAAGUCACUUGGAGAAUUCGUCUGCUGAAGAGGAUCGACAGCAGCUAUCCAGUUGUGGAAGCAGAUGAUGCCUUUAACUGGCCAGCUGCCUGCAUUGAACUAGAGGAGCACCUCCAACAAUGGGCAGAAAAUGGCAGGAACACAGAGCACUUUUCCCUUGCUGAGGGACACUUUGCAUCAGUUGACUCUGUGCUGCUGCUCCAGGGUGGGAAGCUCUGUGUCUCAGGUUCUCGGGACCGAAAUGUCAAUUUGUGGGACCUGAGAGAGCUGGGCAGAGCACCAGAAAAAGUGCUGGUGAAGGCACUGGGGACAGAGCGCAGUGGCACACACAAGGGAUGGGUAUGGUCACUGGCUGCAAGAGAUGACCGUGUGUGCUCUGGCUCCUGGGACAGCACAGUUAAGCUGUGGGACAUAGCUGCUGAUGGACAACAGUGUGGAGAAAUCAAAGGAAAAGCAGCUGUGCUGUGCCUUUCAUAUCUGCCUGACAUUCUAGUCACGGGAACCUAUGACAAGAAGGUGUCAGUGUAUGACCCUCGAGCUGCACUAGCCCCAGUGAAGAGUCGCAAGCUUCAUUCCAGUGCAGUCCUAUCACUUGCAGCUGAUGAGCGCUUCAUUCUCUCCGGCAGUGAGGACCGAACACUGGUGUGUUUCGACAGGAGGGCCAACAGUGUCCUCCAGAGGCUACAGCUGGACUCUUACCUUCUCACCAUGUCAUACCAUGGUGCUCAGCUAUGGGCUGGAGACAACAAUGGGCAGCUGUACGUCUUUGAAAACAAAGGAGGGUGUUUCCAGCACAUCCGGUAUUUCGAUGUGGGUCACCGCUCUCAGAUUACGGGAAUCCAACAUUCACUGGGUGCACUUUACACAACUUCCACUGACAAGACAUUGCGUAUCCAUGUUCCCACAGAUCCACCCAAGGUCAUCUGUUCACAUACACACAGCUGUGUGCUAAAUGGGAUCAGUGUUGAAGGAAACAUGGCCGUCGCUGCUUCUGGUGGUGUCUCUUUAGAGGUCUGGAAGCUCAGUGUGUGAUGAGUCAGUGAUCCACACUUGCAAACACAAGUGCCAAGUCUCAGACAACCUGCCCCCAGGGUCCCGGUGCCCAUUGAGUUGUUGGGUUUUUGUUUUGUCUGCUCUUUGGAGCUGUGAGGUUAGGGGUGGAGGUUCAGCCUUUACUUGUCCCAGAUAGCUUGUAACCAAGAGUCAUGCUCCUAAAUUAGUGGACCUCUACAUGUCCAAACCCUGUCAGCUGCUCACUCCCAUUUCUCUUGUGUAUAUGCACAUGUAUCCAUAUUCCUCAUCCACUUGAGCUGUCACUGCCACACUCAGCCUUAAGGAGAGCAGCACCACUGAGUGGCAUGGUCAGUGAAGAGAACUAGCUGGCCCUUCAGGUGAAAGGAUAUUAUCCUAAAGGCACAGCUCUGAGCCAGAGGAAUGUCAGCUCAAGGGAGGGCGGAGUUUCCCAUCAGGUUAAAAGCACCCUCUAGUGACCCAGUUCUGAUCCAUGUUUACAGCUUUAAAUUAAAGAUGUUCUGCCACAAUGGCUGAUCAGGA
This is a messenger RNA of Lacerta agilis (Sand lizard), 2026 nucleotides long. It is a transcript of the gene FBXW9, whose product is annotated as F-box and WD repeat domain containing 9. The record is from RefSeq and is a predicted model, not a curated record. Gene Ontology annotation, molecular function: protein binding. The coding region runs from base 101 to 1504 and encodes 467 amino acids. Lineage: Eukaryota; Metazoa; Chordata; Lepidosauria; Squamata; Lacertidae. Gene Ontology annotation, cellular component: preribosome, large subunit precursor. The transcript has 11 exons.